CAAAACGUAACGAAACUCCGAACGCGCAACAGGUGUUCAAUCGCAAACAACACGCUCGAAUUAAACGAAUCGCCGCGCGGAAAGCGCUCGCCAAGCCAAAGAAAACCCAAGUCGCUGCGUGAAAAGCAGGGGAGAGAUAUACGAUAACAAAAUAACAAAGUAAACAUUGAAUUUUUGGGGAAGCGGCCGAAAAACGGUAGCACCUGUUUUCCCAGCAUUCCUGCGCCUUCCUUCGUUCUGCGCCUGCGCGUGUGUUUUUUAUUAAGUUUCCCCUCUCGCGGGUGUUUUGAAGUUUUCGUUUUUAUUUCGUUUUAACAAGCAAGUGGCUGGAAACAUUCGACAAUUUGCUUUUGCUAGUUGCAAUUGCAGCAUAUUUUCCUCUCGAUUCAAGCCGAGAGCAAAAGAAACAACAACAGCAGCAGCAGCAUAAACAUAAACCAAAAAACCGGUUAAAGCGGACAAGAGUGAGAAAGGCGCCCCAAAAGAGCAAGCGGGACAAAAACACACAGAAAACGUAAAAAAAAUACCACAAUAAAAAAGUGGGGGAAAAACGAAAUAAAAGAUAUCCACAGAUUUUUGGUUUUUGUUUUGAAACGCAAACAGAAAAUAAGUGUGUUUGUUCUUUGCUUACCCGUGUUAACACCGAGUUCUCCCUGUAAAUGCCUUAUCGGCCGAUCAAAUCGAAAGUGAACGAGUAAUUGCCUUUGGUAUUUCGAUAUCGCUAUUGCCGAAACUCUUCGCGUGGCCUCCUUCUUAUCGCCCGUCCACUUUACCAGAAACAACUACCUGUUGCCGCAACGAUCAUCACCAGGCCAUUCCGCAAAGCACACACCUUAAGCUCUUCAAGAUUUGUGGAUGUUUUCAGAUCUUCUGUAACAUGCUCUUAACCGAGGGAUAUUGAUUGGUUACAUCAGCAACACCAACCAGAAUGGCAGCCAGCAACAGCAACACCAAAUCCCCAAUGGAGCAUCAUUCCGAGGGUUGUGAUGAGGUUGACUUUAUAAAGACCACGCACAACAAUAACAACGAUUAUGAGGAUUUAGGUGGCGUGAGUCAAGCGGUGAUAAACACCAAAGCAACAGCAGCGGCAGCAGCAACACCAGCAGCAGCAACAUCAGCAGCAACAACAGCAACACCAAACAACGAACCAAACAGCAACACCCUGAAAAAGGCCAAGGAGCGUCGCACCCUCUUUCAUUUCGGCAGCAGCAGCAGCAGCAAGAAGCUGAGUCAGAGCAAGUCACAAGAUAGCCAGGAGAAGGAUAAUGCCUCAUCUCCUGCUGCUCCCCUGCCGCCGGUGCCCAUUGGAACACCGCCGCGACAGCACAAGUUCGUGAAGAGCAACAGCUUGGCCAGGUUGCUGGGCAACACGUACAAUGCCAAGAAGUUCGAGAAGCAGGAGCAGAAGCGUCUGGCCUCGUCCGGCGGUUCGGAGGGCGGCAAGUUCAACACGUACAGCGGGAGGCGUGGUCGAGGGGGUCCCUAUCUGGAGCGUUUCAAGCGGGUGUCCAAGGAGGAUGGCGAUGUGGCCGGCGAGGAUGACACGGUGAGGGUGACGAAUGUCAUAACCCUAACCACGGAUUCGCGGGAUCUGCUCUACGGCAGCCGGCAAGAGCAUGUGGGUCGCACUGGCGGUCAUGACGUUCAGCACGAUCAACUCAGCUCCAAGGCCAUUCGCACGUUAACGAGGAGCUUGGGAAAACUCUGGAGGCGCACGCACAGCGUGGAUAUCAGCACACCGGAUCCGGAGUUCAAGGUGUCCUACCUGGGGAAUGUCCUAACCGGCUGGGCCAAGGCAGGUGAGGGUUGUGUGGAAAAGCAGCUGAACACCCUGUGGCGUAACUACACCCAGCACUCCAAGCCGGACGUGAUCAUGCGACUGAAGGUGUGUGCCUCCGGGCUGAAGGCCACCACCCGGCAGCACGGCCUUACGGAGUACUGGGCCCAUAGGAUCACCUACUGCUGCGCACCGAAGAACUAUCCGCGGGUCUUCUGCUGGAUCUAUCGCCACGAGGGCAGGAAGCUGAAGCACGAGCUCCGCUGCCAUGCGGUGCUCUGCAGCAAGGAGAAGAUUGCCCAGGACAUUUGCGAUACCCUGAGGGAAAACCUGGACAGCGCUUUGCGGGAAUUUAAGCGUGAGAAAAUUCUUAAGCAAAAUGCUCGUCUGAGUUUGGCCAACGCCGUCUACGACAACCCGAGCUUGCCGCGCCGCAAGAUCAUGCUGAGUGUUGGCGGCAACAACUACCGACCGCCGCUGGAGCGCUCCAAGUCGGCGCCCAAGCUGAUGGCCAUCGAGGAGGCCAUUGGCGAGGAGGAGGGCGACGAGAUCGAGGACACCAAUGAGCCGGAGAUGAUGCCCUGCUGUCAGAAGGACUCCCUCUAUCCGGCGAUGACUUUGGGCAGGCGCCGUUGUCGUCGCGGUCACUCGAUUCGGCGAACGGGCAAGAUUCAGUCCUCCUCGCCCUGCUGCAGUUCGCACAUGGCCAAGGAGCUGCCCCAGGAGGAGAAGGCCAAGAAGAUGGCUUCUGUGAGCAGUCCAGCCAACGAUGGCUCCGAUUCGGAUGACUUUGAGAAGCUGCUGAAGUUCGACACGACUCUGAGCAACGAGCUGUUGCCCUACUUCGAUAUGCAGCUCCACAAGAACAGCAGCCAGAGCAUGGUGAGCCUCAGCGAUCUGAAGGAGGAGGAGGACGGCGAGCCGCUGAGCCUGCUGCCCACGAUCAACAGCGAUCCCAGCGCCGAUCCGGAGGCGGAUUACAAUGCCGAGGAUCACGAGGUGCCCGCCGCCCGUCGCAGUGGCGUCUGCAGCGACGGAGAGGAGGACUUCCUGGACGAUGCGGACGACCAUUACUUCCGGCAUGCGGCCAUGCUGACCAUGCUGCACCGCAGUUCGAUGCGGAAGAUGAGGGUGGGCGAUCAGGCGAGCCUCAAGUACCGCCACCAGGCGCAGUCAUCGAUCUCCUCGAAUGCGUCGAGCUCGACGACGGCCAGCACUUCGGCGGCGGCGGCGGGCGGGGGAUCCAACCAACAGGGUCUGGCCAGUCCGGACAGCGACGAGGGAUCCAUAUCGAGCGGCUGCGAGACGGCCAGCACAGUCACGAAUGCCAAUCACGAGGAAUUCAACGGCAAGCGGGAAAACGAGCCCAGCCAGCUAGAUCGAUCGCCGGAUUUGGAGCUGGAACAGGCGCAGGUGCUGGAGCAGAUGAUGAUCUACCAAAGACUGGAGCAGCAGCUGCGCAACAACAGCGGCGGCGAUGCCACGAACUACAGCAGCUCCAGCAGCAUCACGCUGAAGCGCAGCAAUUCCGGCAGCGAUGAACUCGAGCUAGACAAGCAGGAGAGCAGGGAGCAUCCGGAUGAGGGCUCCGACAGCGACGAGAGCGGCUAUGUGGAGUUCCAGGAGAAGGAGCGACCGGGUCAGCAGCCGCUCAUCAGCGAGGCCAGCGUAACUCUGGCCAAGAUUGCGACCGUCAAGCCACAGAUUCCACCAAAGCCGGCUCCACGUCGCUCGCUCACCGGCGCUUCGGUGGGCGGACAAGCCGCUGGCAAGGCACCGGGCACCGCCGUCUGAGGAAAACGCUUUAAUCACAACGGAAACAGCCGUCUACAAAUUGUUAUUUCUGCACACCCGUCAGCGAACACAGCAAACGCAAACACAAAGUGCAAGAAAUUGAAAUCCUAGUUGUAGGUUAGCCAUUAGUACGUAGAUAAUAAGUCAUUUGUUGUUGGUUCAUCGAGAGGAAAACCUAACGAUAUUCCCCCCAUUUCCCAUCAUAUCACACUGUGCCCCCCAAUCCAAAAAUAAUGAAUUUAUAAUGUACGCCCUUGUAAAUAAACUAGACGCCCUAAGCACUGCAUGUACUAUAUAUAUCUACACGAUUGUAAUUGAUGAACUGUAUCUUACGUACCAAUAUAAAUUAUUAUCUGAAAGGUG
Messenger RNA from Drosophila takahashii, 3934 nucleotides. RefSeq lists its product as uncharacterized. Lineage: Eukaryota; Metazoa; Arthropoda; Insecta; Diptera; Drosophilidae. The record is from RefSeq and is a predicted model, not a curated record.